Messenger RNA from Nothoprocta perdicaria, 411 nucleotides. Its product is annotated as AP-3 complex subunit sigma-2-like. Gene Ontology annotation, biological process: protein transport; vesicle-mediated transport. The transcript has 4 exons. Bases 16 to 393 code for a protein of 125 amino acids. Gene Ontology annotation, cellular component: intracellular membrane-bounded organelle. NCBI's taxonomy places the organism in Eukaryota, Metazoa, Chordata, Aves, Tinamiformes, Tinamidae. The record is from RefSeq and is a predicted model, not a curated record.
GGCCCCGCCGCCACCAUGAUCAGCGCCAUCCUGGUGUUCAACAACCGCGGCAAGCCGCGGCUCGUCCGCUCCUGCGAGCGCCUGGUGUUCGUGGAGACGCUGGACAAGUGCUUUGAGAACGUCUGCGAGCUGGACCUCAUCUUCCACAUGGACAAGGUCCACUACAUCCUGCAGGAGCUGGUCCUAGGGGGCAUGGUGCUGGAGACCGACAUGACGGAGAUCGUGGCGCAUGCGGAUGCGCAGAGCAAGCUGGAGAAGGCCGAGGGCGGCCUCUCUGCGGCUCCGUCCCGCGCCGUCUCUGCUGUGAAGAACAUCAACCUGCCGGAGACCCCUCGCAGCAUCAGCCUCGGGGACAUGGGCAUCAAAGUGCCCAACCUGUCGCAGCUGGUGUGAGCGUCUCGGGCUCCGUGC